AUGUCGUCUCCCGACUCAAUCCCAGCCGAACAUCUUCUGAGAGCAGAAGUUUUCGCGAAGCUCGGCAUUCCACUCGCUCGAGAGAAAACUGCAAGACCCAUCUCCAAUAUCAGAGGAUAUCACUCCAAGCACACGGCACGCACACUUGACACCAUGUUCAUCCUGGUGUUCUUCGGCUUUCUGAGAUGCUCAGAGAUCUCAACCACGUCCAGUUUCAAUCCCUCAGUUCACCCCACCAUCUCCGACCUGUUUAGAUACCGCCUAGCACCAGCGUAUCAUUUUCCUAUCCCUUUUGAGGAUGUGUAUGGUGUGGUAAAGUACUUCCUUGAUGUUGACGUUCUGAGGAGCUACCAUAUCAAUCCAGAACGAAUCGCUGUGUCGGGGGACAGUGCAGGAGGCAACCUUGCAGCUGCUGUGGCCCAGCAGUUGCAGCAGGACUCAAGGAACAAUGUCCACCUGAAGGUCCAGGCUUUAAUCUAUCCUGUCCUGCAAGCUCUAGACCUUAACACCCCCUCCUAUCAGCAGAACCAGCAUAUGCCUAUAUUAUCCCGCACACUGAUGAUUCGGUUUUGGAGCGAGUACUUCACCAGCGAUAAGUCAUUUUUCCGUGCCAUGAUGACAAACACACACAAUAAUCCGGAAUCAGCUGCUCUGCUUAAAUUUGUGAACUGGAGUUCAUACUUACCGGAUUCGUUCCGACAGACUUACAAUUACAGUGCCCCACCUGUGGCCAUCGGAAAAAAUCCAGUACACUCUUUUGCUUCGUACCGUUGGCUCAUAGAUCCAAGGGCAUCGCCACUGCUGGUGCCUGACACAACUUUGCGGUUACUGCCUAAGACGUAUGUGCUGACAUGCGAGUAUGACGUACUGCGGGACGACGGCUUAAUGUAUGUCAUGCGCCUGCGUAAUGCUGGAGUUGAUGUGACACAUGAACAUUACCCCGGUGGAUUUCAUGGUGCACUUAUGUUCACUGUGUGGCCCUCAGACUUUGAGAUUGGACGUAGGAUGAUAGACAACUACGUUACAUGGCUUAAGCAAAAUUUAUAACAUGUCGAAUGCAACAGUGCUUUAUGCAUCAGUUUCGUUUGACUGGUUCAGAUGACAUUAUUUAUUUAGUUUUAUUUUUUUGCUCUGUAGUUUACAGUGCACCACUUUUUUAUAUUUUAAAAUGGCACACUUUUUAUUGUAUUUGAUGGUCUAUCAUGGCAUAAACAUUCCUGGCCACAUCUGGUUUUAAGGAACACUGGUCUUAACUGUUUCACACGGUCAAGUAUUACAUUUUACAUUACAUUUUACAACUAUGUAUAUGUUUAUGAUGAAUUUAUCUGAAUUUAAUUCUAUAUUGCUGGCUGUUUUACCUUCCUGAAGGUUUGAUAUGCAGUAAACUGUCAGCCGAGUCGCUGCCUCUCUUCAAAUAUAUCAACUAUACAACGAGUUUAACUUGGUGUUUUGAAAUGUAGGCUUAGUAAACAAAAUAAAAGCAAAUGUGUCAUACUAAUAUAAAUGUUUAAAUGCACUGAUCAACAUGAAGUCAUUUGGGAUAAUCUUUUUAUAACAUUACUCGUGUAGUAGUCAUGGACCAACUGCAUUUGUGACCUUGUCGAUGGAAAGAAUAUCCCACAAUAAAACAAUGUGACAUUAUGCUAAAUUGUUUGUUUUUUUACUCUUUUCUGGGGUAGUAAGCAUGCUGUGGC
Messenger RNA from Triplophysa rosa, 1694 nucleotides. RefSeq names its product arylacetamide deacetylase-like. The transcript has 4 exons. NCBI's taxonomy places the organism in Eukaryota, Metazoa, Chordata, Actinopteri, Cypriniformes, Nemacheilidae. Gene Ontology annotation, molecular function: hydrolase activity. The record is from RefSeq and is a predicted model, not a curated record. The coding region runs from base 1 to 1047 and encodes 348 amino acids.